AUGUUCUACAACGACUGGAGGCAUUCUAUUAACCCAAAGACUUUUGAUGAUGUUGAUCUAUACCUGUUCUUUAACUUCAGGUUCACCACCAUACUAAGCUAUGCAUUCGGCACCUGGUUUUUCAUAUUUUUGAAAUGUGCAUCAUUUGUUUCUGAUAUAUAUACAUGCAUCAAAUUGUUGGCAUUCAAUACGUGGUCCAAUAGUAUCAUUAAACCGUACCUUUCCUUCAAUAUAUCAAGAUGGCUUUUUAGUGGUUGUAUCCUUGCAUCGAUUGUUUUACUAAUUUGGGAAAUUAUAUCCGGUAUCAGAGUUUAUCGUACAAGAAAUAUCGCACUGUGCUACAUUAACAACUUUUCCAGGAACCUCUAUUCUAUGACAAGCUAUCAAAAAUUCUGCGUUCUUAAUAAAAUAUCAGCCAAAAGCUUCUUCCAAAAGACAAGCUUUUUCGUAUAUUUUGAAAUAAGAGACUGUAUCAGGUUAAUUUUUGCCGAUACCCCUAGGCAAGUGAUCAACGGUCUGACACUAUGGUCUGUUUUGAUAACAACACAGGAGGACUAUGAUCUUGGCGAUCUUGAAUCAAUACAGGGUUUUGCCAAUAAGAUUAAGAUGAUUGCAGAAACAAAUAAGGAAGAGGCUAUUUUACUAAUAUUCAUGUUUUUAUCCUUCAUCCUAUGGGCAUUUUUUAUAACUAAAUUUAUUUGUGCCGUUAUUUGUUCCCCAUUCGUGUAUUUUGCAUUGAUCAAAGAAGCCAAAUAUAGCAGUCUCAGAGAAUACGUCUGUAUGUCAAUAAGUGACCAUAUCGACAAUCUAAUUGUAAAACAACAAAGGAAGAAACUAGGCGAGGAAAACCAAAAGGCAACCUUAUUAUCAUAUAGUGAAUCUUCUAUCGAGCUAAGUGACUUAGAAGCAAAUGGUAGUACAGAGUACAUUUUCGCUGGCUCUUAUGACGAUUCAAACACCUCAUUUCCUACAAAGGUGCGCCCGGCUGGGAUUUUUCCUGAAAAUGACAGUACGAAAGAUUCAGAAAUUGACAUCUUAGCGAAGCCAGUAAGAAUAACAUCAGCCAUCAUAGAUGUCAAUAGCUACAAUUCUGCUCCUAAUAGACCUUACAUACGGAAGUUACAAAACAAUAAUUCACAGUAUUCCAUUGAGCCUUUGGAAGGUAAUAUAAAUGGAUCAUCAACGUCACUGCUAUACGGACAAGGAGACUCGAACAAACCAUACAGACCGAAACCCCCAAACUUAAACAUGGGAGGACAAAGUUAUCUUGGUAACUCACAACAAACGCAUAUUUUCACACCCAUCAAAGCAUAUUUCAGAGAGGAAGAUAGAGAUAAUAAUGAUUAUGAACGGCUCAUAAAGCAUAAGUACUAA
This is a messenger RNA of Kazachstania africana CBS 2517, 1374 nucleotides long. It is a transcript of the gene KCH1, whose product is annotated as Kch1p. The transcript has a single exon. NCBI's taxonomy places the organism in Eukaryota, Fungi, Ascomycota, Saccharomycetes, Saccharomycetales, Saccharomycetaceae. The coding region runs from base 1 to 1374 and encodes 457 amino acids. The record is from RefSeq and is a predicted model, not a curated record. Gene Ontology annotation, cellular component: plasma membrane. Gene Ontology annotation, molecular function: potassium ion transmembrane transporter activity. Gene Ontology annotation, biological process: potassium ion transmembrane transport.